CAAAUUACUACACGCAUCUAAAUUCUUAGCACUCCUCCGACCUAUAAUACCCUUUUCUAUUUUCAUUGUUGAAGCUCACAAGCAAAGGCUAAAGUAGAUUAGAUUCUCCUCAAGCAAAACCUAGAGCUCCCACACUCCUCCACUACUUAGAAUAUUAAAAGCCCCUUCCUUCAUCAAGGUACUACUGUUUCAUCUUCCCUCAAAGAUUGGAACAACAACAGGAACAUGGGUACUCUAACAACUGUUCCUGUGCUCCCUUCUAAGCUUAACAAGCCUUCGCUUUCUCCGCGUCACAAUUCUCUUUUUCCCUACUACGGAAGACGCGUCGGGAAGAAGAACAAAGCAAUGGUUCCUGUUGCUAGGUUGUUCGGGCCAGCCAUAUUUGAAGCCUCAAAGCUUAAGGUUUUAUUCUUAGGAGUGGACGAAAAUAAACACCCAGGAAAUCUCCCAAGGACUUAUACUCUAACCCAUAGUGAUAUAACCGCUAAGCUCACCUUGGCAAUCUCUCAAACCAUAAAUAAUUCUCAGUUACAGGGGUGGUACAACAGAUUGCAAAGGGACGAAGUGGUGGCACAGUGGAAGAAGGUGAAGGGAAAGAUGUCUCUGCACGUACACUGCCACAUCAGUGGUGGUCAUUUUCUCUUAGAUAUAUUAGCAAGGUUACGAUACUUCAUCUUCUGCAAGGAGCUACCAGUGGUGUUGAAGGCGGUGGUUCACGGCGACGAAAACCUAUUCAACAACUACCCAGAAUUGCAAGAUGCCUUGGUUUGGGUUUACUUUCACUCAAACAUUCCAGAAUUCAACAAGGUGGAAUGUUGGGGCCCACUGAAGGAAGCGUCAGCACCAAUAGGUGGGGCCAAGGAAGAGAGUGAGCAAGAAACUCUUCUAAGUAAGGAGGGCUUGGCAAUUCCACAGCCAUGCCAAGAGGAAUGCGAAUGUUGCUUUCCACCGCUGACGUUAAGCCCAAUUCAGUGGUCUCAACAAGUUCCCAGCCACCAUUACGAACCUUGUGAUGGGAUUGAGACCCAACAAAGUCUAUAAACUUCCAAACUAUCAUACACAGAAAAGAAAAAAAAUAAAAUCACAUCACAGUUACAGGGAUGCUGGCAAAUUCAUAUGCCAUUUCCCUGUAUACAUCAUUAGGACAAAUCAAAUAUUCAAAACCCAUUUCAAUGUAAAUAAGGAAGCUCGUAUUUGCAAAAAAAAAAAAAAUUAACUUUCUUUGUUAUGAUUUUUCUUUCGUAAGAAAUUAAAUUAGUUCGUGUAUAAUAUUUCUGUGUGCAUGAUUAUAUCUAAGAAUUAAACAGAAUUUUUUUUUA
This is a messenger RNA of Glycine soja, 1319 nucleotides long. RefSeq names its product protein STAY-GREEN, chloroplastic-like. NCBI's taxonomy places the organism in Eukaryota, Viridiplantae, Streptophyta, Magnoliopsida, Fabales, Fabaceae. The record is from RefSeq and is a predicted model, not a curated record. Bases 226 to 1041 code for a protein of 271 amino acids. The transcript is spliced from 4 exons.